GGGCGAUCGCGAGCGGGGAGCCCUGGGAAUUAAAAGUGACUUUCUUUGAAAAAAAAAAAAAAAGCUCAGCCGAGGGAGAGAGUGUGCUGCAAGCCAAGCGCAGGCUUCUCGGGUUUCACACGCAUUUUCUUUCUUCCUUUCCACCCCCCCUCCUCCUUUGCGCGUGUGAUUUCUUUCUUUCUUUUCUGUUCCCCUUAACCUCCCCCCACCCCCCAAUUCCUCUGCUCCCUUUGCUGGGUCUAAGGCAUCUGAGCCUUGGAAACCAGAGAGACUUCAAACUGCAGUAGCCCCCAGAGUCAGGAGGGUCAAGUUCAGCCGCCGGGGAGGAGGAAAAACAAAUCCCGAUUUGCCAAAAAAAGAAGUUUCAGGCCGGUGCCCCCUCCCCCCCUCCCAGCCCCACUCCCCCUCGCUGUCUCUUGCUGGCUGAUUUUAAUUCUCUCCUACCGGGAGCAGCAGAGGGAUCUGGAGGUGGCUGGACCCGAGGGGCCGCCGCCGCCGCUGCUGCAAGUUUUCUGGGGGCUCCUGACAAACGGGGAGCAGACUAGGCACCGGCAUGCAGAGUAGCCUCAGAUUUGAUCCUUUGAAAGUUUUUGAGUAAGAGCCAUGGAUUUAAUGAUGAAUCCUAAUUAAGAUAGAAUAUCCAUCCUUAUCCGGUUUUGGGAAAUCACCGCUAGCGUUUUAAGCAAGAUAUGGUCCGGAAAAAGAACCCCCCUCUGAGAAACAUUGCUAGUGAAGGCGAGGGUCAGACCCUGGAGCCAAGAGCUACAGAGAGCAAGGUGUCUACAAAGGACAAAGAGUUUUCUGCAGAUCAAAUGUCAGAAAAUACAGAUCACAGCGAUGCUGCAGAACUGAACACGAAAGAGGAACACAGCGUGCAUGGCCAAGAUCCAUCUUCUAGCAGUAAGAAGGACUUGCAAAUCUCAGGCCUGAGUGAGAAGGCCGGCUUCAAUUAUGAAAGCCCGAGUAAGGGAGGAAACCUUGCCUCCUUCCCGCAUGAUGAGGUAACAGACAGAAAUAUGUUGGCUUUCUCAUCUCCAGCUGCCGGGGGAGUCUGCGAGCCCUUGAAGUCUCCUCAAAGAGCAGAGGCAGAUGACCCUCAAGAUAUGGCCUGCACCCCAUCAGGGGAUUCAUUGGAGACAAAGGAAGAACAUAAAAUGUCACCAAAGGCUACUGAGGAAACAGGGCCAGUGCAGAGUGGUCAAGCCAAUUGUCAAGGUUUGAGCCCGGUUUCCGUGGCCUCAAAAAACCCACAAGUGCCUUCAGAUGGGGGUGUAAGACUGAGUAAACCCAAAACUGACUUACUGGUGAAUGACAACCCAGACCCGGCACCUCUGUCUCCAGAGCUUCAGGACUUUAAAUGCAAUAUCUGUGGAUACGGUUACUAUGGCAAUGACCCCACAGAUCUGAUUAAGCACUUCCGAAAGUAUCACUUAGGACUGCAUAAUCGCACCAGGCAGGAUGCUGAGCUGGACAGCAAAAUCCUGGCCCUUCAUAACAUGGUGCAGUUCAGCCAUUCCAAAGACUUCCAGAAGGUCAACCGAUCUGUGCUUUCUGGUGUGUUGCAGGACAUCAACCCUUCACGGCCUGCUUUACUAAAUGGGACCUAUGAUGUACAGGUCACUUCAGGUGGAACAUUCAUUGGCAUUGGACGGAAAACUCCCGAUUGCCAAGGCAACACCAAGUAUUUCCGCUGCAAAUUCUGCAAUUUCACUUAUAUGGGCAACUCAUCAACUGAACUAGAACAACAUUUUCUUCAGACUCACCCGAAUAAAAUAAAAGUUUCUCUCCCAUCCUCCGAGGGUGCAAAACCUUCGGAGAAAAACUCCAACAAAUCCAUCCCUGCGCUUCGAGCCGGUGACUCUGGAGAUUUAGGAAAGUGGCAGGACAAGAUAACAGUCAAGGCUGGAGAUGACACCCCUGUCGGCUACUCAGUGCCCAUCAAGCCCCUCGAUUCCUCGAGACAAAACGGUACAGAGGCCACCAGUUAUUACUGGUGUAAAUUUUGUAGUUUCAGCUGCGAGUCAUCCAGCUCACUCAAGCUGCUAGAACAUUAUGGCAAGCAGCACGGAGCAGUGCAGUCAGGCGGCCUUAAUCCAGAGUUGAAUGACAAGCUCCCCAGGGCCUCUGUUAUUAAUCAGAAUGAUCUAGCCAAAAGCGUAGAAGGAGAGCCAUUGACCAAGCCAGAAAAGGGCUUGAGUGGGGCUAAAAAGAAGGACUUCUCCAGCAAGGGGGCAGAGGAUAAUGUGGUAACGAGCUAUAACUGUCAGUUCUGUGACUUUAGAUAUUCCAAAAGCCAUGGCCCUGAUGUGAUUGUAGUGGGUCCACUUCUCCGUCAUUACCAACAGCUCCAUAACAUCCAUAAGUGUACCAUUAAGCACUGUCCGUUCUGCCCCCGAGGCCUCUGCAGCCCAGAAAAGCACCUUGGAGAGAUUACUUAUCCGUUUGCUUGUAGAAAGAGUAAUUGUUCCCACUGUGCGCUCUUGCUGCUGCACUUGUCUCCUGGGGUGGCCGGAAGUUCCCGAGUCAAACACCAGUGCCACCAGUGUUCCUUCUCUACCCCCGAUGUAGACGUGCUCCUCUUUCACUAUGAGACCGUGCACGAGCCCCAGGCGUCGGAGGUGAAACAAGAAGCAAACCAUCUGCUAGGAUCUGAUGGGCCGCUGGCUGUCAAGGAAAGCAAAGAACACUCAUGCACCAAAUGCGAUUUUAUGACCCAGGUGGAAGAAGAGAUCUCUAGACACUACAGGAGAGCACACAGCUGCUACAAAUGUCGCCAGUGCAGUUUCACAGCUGCUGACACUCAGUCACUAUUGGAGCACUUCAACACGGUUCACUGCCAGGAACAGGAAAUCACUACUGCUAAUGGCGAAGAGGAUGGCCAUGCCAUACCCACCAUCAAAGAAGAGCCCAAAAUUGACCUCAAGGUCUACAGUCUGCUAAACCCAGACUCUAAAAUGGGAGAGACAGUUCCCGAGAGCAUAGUCAAGAGGGAGAAACUUGAUGACAAGGAAGGGCUGAAAGAUAAAGUCUGGACUGAGAGUUCCACUGAUGAUCUUCGUGGAGUGACUUGGAGAGGGGCUGACAUCCUACGGGGCAGUCCAUCCUACACUCAAGCAAGCCUAGGGCUCUUGACGCCCGUGUCCAGCUCCCAAGAACAGACAAAGACUCUGAGGGACAGCCCCAAUGUUGAAGCUGCCCACCUGGCCCGACCUAUGUAUGGCUUGGCUGUCGAUACCAAGGGCUUCCUGCAAGGGGCGUCUGCUGGUGGCGAGAAGUCUGCAUCCCUGACCCAGCAGUAUCCUGCUUCUGGAGAGAGCAAGACCAAGGACGAAUCCCAGUCACUGUUACGGGCUGUGACAAUCUCCGGAACACCAAACAGGAGGAGGCGAAGAGGCUCUGGUGUUUUUUGUGCCAAUUGCCUGACCACAAAAACCUCUCUUUGGCGAAAGAAUGCAAAUGGCGGAUAUGUAUGCAAUGCAUGUGGUCUCUACCAGAAACUUCACUCGACUCCCAGGCCUCUAAACAUCAUUAAACAAAACAACGGUGAGCAGAUAAUUAGGAGACGAACGAGAAAGCGCCUUAACCCAGAGGCACUUCAGGCUGAGCAGCUCAGCAAGCAGCAGAGGGGAAGUGGAGAGGAACAGGUCAACGGAAGCCCCUUAGAGAGGAGGUCCGAAGAUCACUUAAAUGAAAGUCACCAGAGAGAAAUUCCACUUCCAAGCCUAAGUAAAUAUGAAGCCCAGGGUUCAUUGACUAAAAGCCAUCCUGCUCAGCAGCCAGUCCUGGUCAGCCAAACCCUGGAUAUUCACAAAAGGAUGCAGCCUUUGCACAUUCAGAUAAAAAGUCCUCAGGAAAGUACUGGAGAUCCAGGAAAUAGUUCAUCUGUAUCUGAAGGGAAAGGAAGUUCUGAAAGAGGCAGUCCCAUAGAAAAAUACAUGAGACCUGCAAAACACCCCAACUAUUCUCCGCCAGGCAGCCCUAUUGAAAAGUACCAGUACCCACUUUUUGGACUUCCUUUUGUACAUAAUGACUUCCAGAGUGAAGCUGAUUGGCUACGGUUCUGGAGUAAAUAUAAGCUCUCUGUUCCUGGGAAUCCACACUACUUGAGUCACGUGCCUGGCUUACCAAAUCCUUGCCAAAACUAUGUGCCUUAUCCCACCUUCAAUCUGCCUCCUCAUUUUUCAGCUGUUGGAUCAGACAAUGACAUUCCUCUAGAUUUGGCGAUCAAGCAUUCCAGACCUGGGCCAACUGCAAAUGGUGCCUCCAAGGAGAAAACAAAGGCACCAACAAAUGUAAAAAAUGAAGGUCCCUUGAAUGUAGUUAAAACGGAGAAAGUUGACAGAAGCACUCAAGAUGAACUUUCAACAAAAUGUGUGCACUGUGGCAUUGUCUUUCUGGAUGAAGUGAUGUAUGCUUUGCAUAUGAGUUGCCAUGGCGACAGCGGACCUUUCCAGUGCAGCAUAUGCCAGCAUCUUUGCACGGACAAAUAUGACUUCACAACGCAUAUCCAGAGGGGCCUGCAUAGGAACAAUGCACAAAUGGAAAAAAAUGGAAAAUCUAAAGAGUGAAACCUUAGCACUUAGCACAAUUAAAUAGAAAUAGGUUUUCUUGAUGGGAAUUCAAUAGCUUGUAAUGUCUUAUGAAGACCUAUUAAAAAUACUUCAUAGAGCCUGCCUUAUCCAACAUGAAAUUCCCUCUUUAAAAAAAAAAUCUUUCUUUUGAUGAGUAGGUUACCAAGGUUUUAAAAUGAAACAUAUGGUCAGUGAGAAAGAAUGGGAAAUGAUAAACAUGAAUUAAAAAAAAAAAAAGCCUAGUGAGUCAAAAAUGUCUUGCCUAAUGUAUACUGGGGAAUCUCCUUAUAAAAGCCUGCCAAAUUAUAGCUGUUUUGUCAGUAAAGAUACAAAUGCUGUCUAGAAUUUGAGUUUACAUGCUGUCAUAUGAAAGCAGUGUUAGGCUGGCUAUUGGCCCCUUCAUUCAAAGGUCUGUAAGAGGUUGCCUAAAUUUAAAGACAUCAUGAAAUCCCAGCCAGAUGAGGAGAAAAUGAAUCUCCAGGGCAAUGGAAAACAACACCCUCUCAAAUUAGUCUCCUCUCAUUGACCAUGUUUCAGAUUUAGACCUCAAAAUGUGAAGUGUGGUUAGGCUUGUUGAGAGAGCAGUAAGGAUCGUGACAGUUGGUGGUACAAGGUUUUUCUGGCCAGCCCUGCCUGUACAUACACAUACACAUCCUCUUUGAUAUUUUUUGUCCUUUAGACGUUCCAGUACUUGGUAGUCAUUUUGUUUGCAGUUUAGACUCAUUCUGUCCAAAUAUAUCCAUUCUUAAAAACAAUGUCCUCAGUGCUUAUGUAGUAAUUUUAUUUUAGCCAAAUAUUUCUUUCUUGUUUAUGAUGAACUGGUUUGGAAUUUUUCAAGCCUCCUGUUGGUCACUAGUCUCACUUGGCACAUUGUAACUAAAGGAAUCCCCCCUCAAUUCAAAGAUUAGAUAAACAUGUCAGGCCAUGGGUUUAAUUUGUUCAGGACACAUGGUAUUUCUCCGCAAGGUAACCUGCUGUAUUUAUUUAUUUUCUUUUGGUUAAAUAUGAUUUCCAAACUUUGUGGUCAGGCAGCAUGCAAGGUUACGUUACCACAGAUUGACAGUUGGUGUAUGUACCAAUCAACCCCUUCAUUAGAUUUAUACAGGUUUAGUUAAGUAGCAUUAAAUAGGAUUCUUAGAAGUAUGUCUUCAUAGUACUUUUAAUACUUAAGGCUUUGUAAAAAGAAAAAAAACAAACUAUCCAUGAAGGGAGAGCUCCUCAGCAUAACUGCUCAGGGAAAUAGGGCUAAAUAAUUGAACAUUAAAUAAUUGGUAUAAGGUGCUGUUAGUCGAGCAUCAAUGCUUGCUACAAGGAUGUAUGUACAAGGACUGACUUUAAUAAUUUGCAUUAUAUUGUCCCAACCAGUAGUUUAUUUUUUGCCACGGAGAUGUAGAAGAUAUUACAAGCUACUGGAUGCACUGUCAGAUUAACUUAUUUCAUUAAAGAAGUUGGGAGAACAAAUAGGAAAAAAAACUUAUUUUUCUAGUAAAUAUUAAUGUAUUACAUUUCAAAUAAUGGUGCCUGACAUAUUGAAUAAUUAUUUUCUACAGUGUACGUAUGCAACAAAGAUAUUCCAUCACGCAUUAGAGUCAGUUCUGGCUCUGCCUAGCUGUUUACAUUUGCAAAUGUAGCAAACAAGGUAAUGAAGCAACUAUUUCUAUUGCAGUAGGUAUCUUUAGUGUGUAUGUGUGUGCGCGUGUGUGUAUGUGUGUGUUCAAGUUGUAAACGGUAACAUGAAACAAAGGAAGUUCUCAAUGUAAUGGUGUGGAAAACCAGAAGGAAAUGAAAAUAUUUUUAUGCCUACUUAGGAUACAAGGGUAGCACUAUUCAUUCCAAGUACUUUUUUUUCCUUAAUUUUAAGCUCUUAACUCCCAUUGUUAUGCUUAAGAUGAUAAACAUAUAUCCUCUUUUUAUUGCUUUGUCUGUGUUUCAGAGGAAACAUUUCAGAAAUUAUUUUGAUAAGUGUUGCUGAAAUCUGCAGCACUGAUGUUUUUAUUGCAUUCUGUAGUCGCAUUUGCACUCCAUUUUUACAUUAAUUCGCAGUGGCUUUGUAUUGUUUUGUUCGUUGGGUUUGGCUUCUUUCUCACAAUGCAGGAGUCUCAUUUUUAGGGUUGGAUGGCAGGUAGAGUUAACCAGUCCGUGACUGUUGUAGUGAAUGAAGUUAAAAAUACUUUUCUGAUGUUGUGUUCUCAUCUUCAUUCUUGCAUUUUUUUUGUUUGUUUUCAUGUUUAAAAAAAAGAAAAAAAGGAAAAAAAAAGAAGAUGGAGAGAAAGAAAAUCAGGACUAAGUCCUCUGCUCUGGUUUCAUUGUUAAAGGACCCUAUUCUGAUCUCACCUGUCUGUGGCAUAGCUCUAAUAUUCACAAGAACUGAAAUAAAGAGGUGGAAUGAGGAGCUUUGACAUUCAAAUGACUUGAUCUAAUUUAUCUUUCUUAGGAAUUUUGGUGGAUGCAUCUCAGACUAUAGUGUCAUAUCUGAGAGGUGACAAAGAUCUAAAAAGGAGAUUUCCCAAGCAACAAUAUUUAAUUUCCUUAGUAAAAGAAUAUUGAAAUGCACUGUACCAAUCCUCAAGGCUCAUUAUAUGUGGACUGCCCAAAUCAGCAAUAUACCAGAAAUUUGGUCAACUUGGGCAGUAUUGCACAUUACAUCUUUGAUAUCCUUUAUGCAAUUUCGUCAGUGUGUUAGACACAAGUAGACUUUUCAUUGUUGGCAUGUAUGCCCUUUGUUUUUCAUUCCAUGUUUUUUUUUUUCUCAGUCAGACAUAGUAGCAAUGACUAGCAUUGGAAAAUACAUAUCACUGUGCUUGGAAUAUCUAUGGUCAGUCUCCUUUCAGUAGAUUGUUUUUGGAUAGCAUCGGUAUGUUAGAUCUUACUCCGUAUUCCUUUAUUAUGAAUUAUUUUAUUUUCAUGUUUGUUUAUGUUAUUCAUAUUUUGGUAGAGAAAAGGUGGGGCUUAAAAAAGAUGGAACUUUAUAAUAACACUAAAAUCCUCCUUAUUUUUUUGAUGACCUAAAGUUUUGAUUCCAUGUUUCUAAAUGUAUUAGAAAAAUGGCUUUUAUUUUUAAAGGCAUUUGAAUUGUUUUGUCUUAAAUUGUGAAGGAUUUUAAGUGAGCUAUUUAGGUACUUAACCUUUUUUUGAAGGACUUUCAAGAUGAUUUUGGAACUUUUCUCUCUUGGAGAAGUCUUCAUGGAUAUACCAUCUAAAGCAGUAUGCCAUUUCAAACCUGCAAUUCUUUUCAAAUAUUUGUCAAUUCUAAAUUGAGCAUUGGCUCCAACAUUGGGCCAGAACCAGUUCAUGCACACUCUUCCUUUUCUUACAUUUUUUUCUCAUCUUCACUCACCCCUAAGAAAGUACUGUUGUUUGGGAUAUAAAACCAUAAAGAGCCAGCCAGCCCACCUCAGAAGAUUGUGGAUUGAGAGAGACACUACAUGCCUCUAAGUACAUGAGAAAGGGAUGGAGCUCAUGGAGUUAACACUCUCGCUGUUGUUCAAAUGGCAACGAGUUGCCCAGUUCUCUCUACAUGUCAUAUUGAGAUGUUUUUUGUUUUGUUUUGUUUUGUUAAAUCCACUUUUAAGAUAGUAAUGUUCUGUUCUAAACUGUUCUCUUUUAGUAAAGGUAGAUUUUAGGAAACAAGCAUGGGGAUUCUUUCCUAAGGUAAUAGUGAGAAGAGGGAACCAGUGAUUAUCUUCAAGAGCUUUUUGUGGAAGCCUGUGGUAGCACAUCUUGUUUAUGAUUGCACAUGUGCACAUAAUCUGUUAUGAUUUAAUGCAAAUACAGCUCCAAAAACAUUAAAAUGUGUAUAUAUAUUUUUAAAUGCCUGGGGAAAUGUUUUUCUUAAUAAAUUGAAGAUGAUCCAUAUUGCUAUCAAAAUAAUUAUUACCCUCUUGCCACGUGGCUGCAAACAUCACAAAGUGACCUGUCAUGAGAUUCAUGUACUGCCUGCCUACUUAGUUAACAAAUAUUAACACCUUUCUAGAAAAUGGAGAUAUCUGCCAUCUGGAGGUGGAAUCAUGGAGUGAAUGUGCUGGUGGUCAGGUGUCAAUGCCGCAUGCUGCCUCUGGGCCAUAUGCCAGCCUCUUGCCCAUAGUUGAGAUGGAUUAUACUGUCUGCCUUUGGGAGGAGGAUCAUGACAAAAAAAUACCACAUGGCACCUUUGGUUAGCUGGUAGGUGAAGGCUUGCUGACUUUGCUAGACAAGGAGAGCUGAGGAACUGUACACCAUGAAUAUGAAACUAAAUGUACUAACCAAGGGUAGGUACUGUUAGGUUGACCAGGCCAUGAUUAACUAACAGUGGUUAGAAAUAGACCCAUGGAGAGCAGCAUUCUCAUAGAUUUCCCAAGGGCAAGAUGUUAGCUUCUCUGUAGAGUGCUUACUUUUGGUUGUCAGUUGCUGGUUCAUAGUGUUCUCAUGUGUUUCUGAUCACAGUGCAGCAGUUUCUAAAGCAUUUCCACUUAUUCAGAGUCGUUGGACCCUCUGGAGAAUGCUAGGGCAUAAAUAUGCCAAGGCAGGGAUGAAGAAAAUGUGAAAAUCAACAGUCAUCCACACACAGAAAUGGAUAAAGUAUGCUCACAUAAUCUCUUGAAAAGCAUGUUUCUUUUGAAAGAGAACUUAGUGUGGUUAAGGUUACACUGUCCUGCACCAGAGCAAAGCAAGAGUAACAACCAUGAAAAGAAUGUUCAGCCUUCCUCAGACCCACAAGUCCCAAAACUGGAUCCUGGUUUUACCCCAUUAUUUCUUCAAUACAAUGACUGCGAAAUAUCAUUCUUUCUUUCUGUGCCUCAGGUUCCUCAGCUGUAAAAUGGAAAAGUAUAUUAAUAAUAAUAAUAUUAAUAUUAAAAAAUAAUAAUGGUAAUGUAGUACUUGUUUGUAAAGCACUUUGAGAUCCUUGGUUGGAGGGCACCAUAGAGGUGUCAAGUAUUAUUAUGUGGCCAAGGGGGUUAUUUAAAACUCUGGUUCCCGAGGGCCAAGAAAGUUUGGCAUCAUUCUUAUUAAAGAUGAGCUGUAAAUAUCUUAACUAAGCAGCCUAUAGUGUUGACUAUGAAGAGGCAAGACUAUAACAAGGCUGAUAAGACCAUAGUUUCUUAAUGGCUACCAAUAAGGCACGUGUCACAAUAACAAAUGCUGAAUUCUUUAGGGUGUAAUAUUUGACAACAUGAUUGAUCUGGGGGUGGGGGGUGGGGACGGAAAACAUCUCAAAAUGCCAAUGUAAAACUAACAGCAAUAUUCACCAGCAGAAAAUGUCUUUCAUAUGGAAUGAUUUCAUGUUGAUAAGAAAAAGCAUUCAAUUUGUAGUCCUGAUUUGAAGAUCAGACUGUGGGGUAUAAUAGUUCUGUUCUUACAACACGUGGAAUUUUUUUUUCAUUUUAUUUUAUUUUGUUUUCAUAGUGCAUGUUCAUUUCUACUCACAACAUGUUCUUGGUGUAUUUCUUAUGCAAACAAUCUUCAGGCAGCAAAGAUGUCUGUUACAUCUAAACUUGAAUAAUAAAGUUUUACCACCAGUUAUCCAUGA
Peromyscus maniculatus bairdii (prairie deer mouse) is the source of this 10077-nucleotide messenger RNA. It is a transcript of the gene Trps1, whose product is annotated as transcriptional repressor GATA binding 1. The record is from RefSeq and is a predicted model, not a curated record. Gene Ontology annotation, biological process: regulation of transcription by RNA polymerase II. Gene Ontology annotation, molecular function: DNA-binding transcription factor activity; zinc ion binding; RNA polymerase II transcription regulatory region sequence-specific DNA binding. NCBI's taxonomy places the organism in Eukaryota, Metazoa, Chordata, Mammalia, Rodentia, Cricetidae. Gene Ontology annotation, cellular component: nucleus.